AUGUCAACAACUACAUCACUGAUGGAAUCUGACACCCUCGCGCCGGAUAUUACGGCUGCCACGAAUCUUGGCCAAGGGCUUUCCUACGAGCUCGUGUCAGAAGGGAAGCUUCAGACGUACCGCAUCACAAGGCCCGGUCCUCAGGCCGACUCUAUGUACUACAUUGAGACCCACGAGACGCUCUCUAAGCACAAAUUUGACCUCCUACUUCACCAAGGAGACUCUAAGGACGGAGACGUCCUCGGGGUUGUGAAAAUGCACCGUCGCGGCUUCACUAUCGGGCUUGGCGAUCCAGCCGGAGAGAUAGAGGGCAAGCAGAUGAUAUGGGAAAGAUUGGAACGGCCCGAGAAGUAUAGUCACAAGAUAUACUAUUUCGAUUUUGGAGCCGGGGCGCAAAGGAUGACAUACACAUACCGGAAAUCAUAUCGUGCACUAGGGAGGCUGAAGAGCAUGGAACUCCGCGCUGGAGGUGUUGAUGAGGAGGAUGGACAGCUCCUGGCAAAGUGGGUAGGAAGCAACUCUUGGAAGAUGAAGGCCGGCAGCUUGUUCAUCGCAUAUACGGCAAAGAGCGGACAAGAUCACAAUGCAGCUCGUGACGAAGAGACUAAGAAGUGGGAGAUGAUGGUUUGUUUGACCACAUUUGCAAUUAUUGAGAGUCAGGUCAGAAGGAGUAAGGGUUAA
Molecule: messenger RNA, 681 nt
Organism: Penicillium samsonianum
Lineage: Eukaryota; Fungi; Ascomycota; Eurotiomycetes; Eurotiales; Aspergillaceae
Exons: 1
Coding region: 1-681 (226 amino acids)
Source: RefSeq, a predicted model, not a curated record